AUGGCACGAUUCUUAGGACUCCGGGGUAAGAGUCUAGCGACUGCCAUUAGUGUAACUUGUGGUUUUUGCUUUUUGUGCUUCGGAUAUGCUCAAGGUGUAAUGGGCGGUCUUUUGACCGUUCAGCAAUUCCUCGAUCGAUUUCCACAGCUUGACAUUGUUAACGAUGUUUCAUUCCACGAUGCAUGGGUCACUGGCCUCACGGUUGGAACAUGGCAUCUGGGCUGCAUCGUGUCGGCAAUUGCAACUAUCUUCGUUGGCGACUUGCUUGGGCGUCGACGGACACUCAUCGUGGGCUUGACAUUCUGGGUCAUUGGCGAAAUCAUUCAGACAUCGUCGUACAGCUUCGCGCAAUUCAUCAUUGGUCGCGCAGUCGCUGGUUUCGGCAAUGGAUUUACCACAGCCACCGCACCGGCAUACCAAGCAGAAUGCGUCAAGUCCCAUCGCAAAGGAACAAUCCUCAUGAUCAGCGCCGGCGCCUUCGUAUCCGCCGGUAUCGCAUUAUCAUACUGGUUCGUUUUCGGUUUCGCCUAUAUCGACAGCUCUUCAGCAUCAUGGCGCGUUCCCAUUGCUCUACAAAUCGUAUUUGCGCUUCCUGCUAUCGCAAUGCUAUUCGUAUUACCCGAGUCCCCUCGUUGGUUGAUUUUGACUGGACGCGAACAAGAAGCACUCACCGUGCUGGCUGCUCUUAAUGAUGAUGAUCCAGAUAGCUUCGAGACAAAAGAUGAGUUUCUGCAGAUCAAGGAUGCCAUAUUGCUUAUGGCACAAGGUUCGAGCGUGGGCAUGUUCUCUAACAAAGAACGGCGAGGCUUUCAUCGCGUUGUAUUGGCCUACUUUGUCCAGAUCUUUCAGCAAGGUACAGGCAUCAAUUUGGUUCUGCAGUAUCUUUCCUGGAUUUUCCUCACACGCAUGUCAUAUACCGGAUGGCUUGCCCGGCUCCUGGCAUCCUGCUCAGCGACUCUGUACUUUCUUGCCUCAUUCAUUGUCGUUGUUGGAAUCGAUCGCUUUUGGGGUCGUCGUUCUCUGAUGAUGUUUGGAGCUACGGGUAUGUCGGCUUGCAUGGUUCUCAUAACCAUCUUGCAGUACUUGUGGUCCGAGAAGGCGAUGCGAGAAGCCAGAAUCGCUAGUACUGUUUUUCUGUUCAUCUUCUCGGUCUUCUUUGCUAUUGGCUGGCAGGGUAUGGCAUGGCUGUAUCAGGUCGAGAUUGUGCCUUUGAGAAUCCGUGGUCCGGCUAACGGUCUCUCGACAAGUGCCAACUGGUUGCUCAACUUUGUGAUCGUUUUCAUCACGCCAAUAGCAUUCCAGCGCAUCUCCUAUCGAACUUGGAUCAUCUUCGCUGUCACAAACUUUGCCAUUAUCCCUCUCGUAUACUUUUUCUACCCGGAGACCGCGUUCCGAUCUCUUGAAGAAGUCGACGUCAUUUUCCAACUCGCAGACGACGCCCCAGGCAACGCAUGGCUCAACGCCGUCAAGAUCUCAAAAGACGAGCCUCUCUGGUUCGGAAAGCAAGACCCAGAAAAACGUCUCAAUUUCAACUACGCAAAUACUUCCUGGCACAAACGCCUAAUUGAAACGGCAAGUAGCGGAAAGUCCAGCAGCCGAGGCGGCACUGCCCAUCAAUACGACGAAAAGAAACACAUGCACAACAACAACCCCUACCCUCAAGCCAAAUUUACCCCCAACCCAACCCGCGGCCGCCAAAUCUCCUCCCAAUCCAACCUCGACCCCUACAUCCAC
This is a messenger RNA of Bipolaris oryzae ATCC 44560, 1734 nucleotides long. RefSeq lists its product as uncharacterized. The annotation marks the transcript as partial. Gene Ontology annotation, biological process: transmembrane transport; carbohydrate transport. Gene Ontology annotation, molecular function: carbohydrate:proton symporter activity. The record is from RefSeq and is a predicted model, not a curated record. Lineage: Eukaryota; Fungi; Ascomycota; Dothideomycetes; Pleosporales; Pleosporaceae. The transcript is spliced from 5 exons. Gene Ontology annotation, cellular component: membrane.